Messenger RNA from Physcomitrium patens, 1922 nucleotides. RefSeq lists its product as uncharacterized. The record is from RefSeq and is a predicted model, not a curated record. Lineage: Eukaryota; Viridiplantae; Streptophyta; Bryopsida; Funariales; Funariaceae.
UGAAGUUGUGGUUCGAUGACUUCGGUGGUGCGGAUCCAUGUUCCACCGUGACAGCCAUGCAAGUCCUGAGUUUGAAGUUUAUAAGUUCUUUUUGGCCUGAUUGGCUAUGGUGACGUUGUUGUUAUUCACCGGCCCACACUGACUGGCGGGAGUUCUCAGUCGUUGGGGCGGUGAAUGGUCACGUUAAGCUCCUCAGUUUAGAUAUAUGGUUCUGCUGUUGAUCGUGUCACCAUCCGCCAAGCUGAUCUAGGCGAUGUCAAGCUGAUAUUUGGUUUUACCGUGCUUUUCAGUAUCGUUCGUUCCACCAGGCUGACUAGAUGUCCAACUCGACAAGCUCGCUGCUUUUGUUUCGCAGCGAAUCGUGGCCGACUCCGAAAUAGGCGCAUUAGCCAACAACGUUGAGCUGUACAAGAUGCAAGAAACUCGAAGCCGAGCAUAGUCAUGGGUGGCUGUUUGUUUUAGGCGUUCACAAUCAAUCAGUCGAAGUUGAAUGUGUACUGAUGUGUGCCGAUUGCUGCUUGAGUGUCAUCCAUUCCUGCUCUGUAUAUCUAGUUGGGCUGGAGGAGGUCAAGCAUGGCAGUCUCCCACUCUGCAUUCGUUGUGCUCGCCUUCCUAGUAAUCUGCUCCGUAUGCACCCGUAACGUGGACGCCGGCUGUCCUUCCGGUUACAAGGACUGUGGAUAUAGUCGCGGCUGCAAGUCUGCCGUGAAGAGUGAUGUCAAGAACUGCGGUAACUGCGGUGUCAAGUGCCACAGCCCGUCCAAUGCCACUCCAGUGUGCUCCAAUGGAGUGUGUGGAUAUCGCUGCAAGCAAUACUUCAAAGAUUGCGACAAGCGUAAGGACAACGGAUGCGAGGUGGCGAUAAGGACAGACGUUAAGAACUGUGGCCGUUGUGGUAAGGUAUGCCCCCAAUUUAAGAAUGCCGUCAGUCAGUGCAGGGAAGGGCGGUGCACAAGCAAGUGCAUGCCUGGGUAUAGCGACUGCAACAACGACAUGGUCAAAGAUGGGUGCGAGACCUUCGUAAUGGGGUCGGACGGGGAUAACUGUGGCAAGUGUGGCUCUAAGUGUGCCUUCAACCAAUACCCCUUUGGCGUCUACGGAUGCACCGCUGGAAAGUGUCAGUUGAUCCAAUGCUACAGAGGGAUGACUGAUUGCAAUGGCAACAUUACAGACGGCUGCGAGACCAAUACAUACAGCGAUUUAAACAAUUGUAACGGUUGUGGAAGUGUUUGUGCCGCAAGGCCACAUUCCAGCCCUAUCUGCGUCAACAGUCUAGGCUGUUAUUUCAUCUGCGAUGAGGGGUGGAGCAAUUGCAAUCGGCCCUGGGAGGAGUGCCGUGUUGACAUUUACAAUGACGUGAACAACUGUGGCGAAUGCUACAAUACAUGCCCAACUGGAUACAGCUGCAAAAAAGGAGUCUGUACGCAAUGAAGCGCGCUAUUGCUCUUCCGUUCUAAAUUGCAGAGAGUUGAGACCCAGCAUUCAUGACUAGGAUCUCCACCCUCAUUGUGAUACUGCAUUCCACGUAUGGUCUGUUCAAGACGUUUUAUUCUAGCGUUCGUAUGAUUUGAUUAGGAUUGUACGAGUAAAAACUCUAGUACGGAAAACCUCUGGUGAUUACCAUGUUUAGUUACGAAGUAGACCGCUUCUUUCUGACGACAAUUUCCCUUCGUGGUAUUCUGCGAUCAGUUGUGAUGUGAUUUCUCUAAUUUGGAGGAUAUGAGGUGUCGGGCUGAACCUGAGAUAUUAUAUUACAUGGUUUUUUCUGGAUAAAGUCCUCCAGACUCAUGUCUUAUUCGAGCAGAAUAGAAUGGAACUUUUGGUCAGUUGCAGGACUGAUUCUGUCGAGUCGAAUCUGCCAUGUAAUUUAUAAUUUCCAGAUUACUUAUUAAUUCUACCAAGCACUAUUAGAUUUCACACAG